Molecule: messenger RNA, 1779 nt
Organism: Annulohypoxylon maeteangense
Lineage: Eukaryota; Fungi; Ascomycota; Sordariomycetes; Xylariales; Hypoxylaceae
Product: DUF1760-domain-containing protein
Exons: 2
Coding region: 1-1779 (592 amino acids)
Biological process (GO): cellular response to oxidative stress
Cellular component (GO): cytoplasm
Source: RefSeq, a predicted model, not a curated record
AUGCCCGAGUUAUCGGAAUCAAUCAAGGCUAUUCAAGAAGGCGCCAAGGAAGACCGCUUCACCUAUCUCACCAUCCUCCAAUACCAUGUCACCUCCCCAGAAAUACUACCCACAUUAAACGAUGUCCUUCAAGAUGCAGAGCUCACUCAAGAGAUUGGCUGGGAUCUCGUGCAAAUGCUCCUGAACAUCAAAGGUUCGGAAACAUGUCUCGAGACUGUGGCCCGCUUAGGAAACCCCCGCGAAGUUGUCAUCAAGGUUAUGGAAGCUUUGGAGGGGCUCACUGUCGCAUGGCAUGACGAGGUGGUUGUCGAUAUUGAAGAGCCUGGAGUCCACCCCGACUCGAAAAUACCAGAGAAAUUCAUUACUCUGCUUGGCAUGCUAGCCAUUCUUCAUCAACGUAUCAAAACAAAGUACCCUUCAAGAUUUCUAGGACCGUCGCUAGUGAAGGUGUUUGAGGCCUAUCAGCCCACGCCUGAGAUGACUGCAUCCGUUAUUAACCUGGUCUACUCACUCUCCGGCCGGAAGAGGCCACCUCUCCCUUCUCGAAAAUCAAGCAUCAAUGUUCUUAAUCCUGACCAUGACGGGGAUUUGUCUAGGAAUGCACCUGACCCGGAGGCAGAGCAGGAAGAUCCUAAAGAAGAAGCCAUGCAACAGAAGUUAUUGCAGGCUUUCGUCACAUGUAUCCUACAACGAUACGUGAACGCGCAUGACAUGUUAUGGUCGCCGCGGUUGUUAGAAGUCUACAACCCGAAGAAGAAUGUGCCAGGUAAGAAGACGAUAGUCGAAGCAUUCAGGGAAAAUGAAGAGCUCCAGAAACGGGAUGCUGUAGUUGGACAACUAGUCGCCUUACUUCGUGACCUCGGUCUAAACAAGUGCCAAGCAUCAUUUGUGAAAGGAAUAUCUGAAGGGCCAGUACAUAUUGACCCUCUGGCAGCCUUCAACGACUUUUCUAGUGUUGAUGACAUCCACUUAUCACCAGGUGGGGCAGUGUGCCUCAUUGCUUACUGGAUCUUCUCCAAAGACGUUUUCGGUUCAGAUAGUCCACGACCUGAUAUGCACAUCUUCCCGGACCACGCCGCGAUACUUGCGCGAUUCAUUGGACAAGAAAUGCAAACAGAAAUCCAUUCGAGUCCCGGAAUAGCUGAUGCGCUACUAGCCAUUGGUCUAGGGCUGGAUAAUCGAAAUUUAAUAAAAGCAGGUGAAGAGACAAAUUUGAUGGCAUACCACCACAACCUCACACUCAUCUCCGUAUUCCACCCCGAUGUCCAAGUUAGGAAUGCCGCUACUUCCUUCGCUGGCUCAAUCCUCCACUCCGAGCCAGACGACCAUAACCGCCUAGAAAUCCUCGAAGACCUACUUGAAAAUUGCAUGUUCGCCGCCCUCAAAGCCUGCUGCAUCACGUGGCUAAAAGAAGAGCUCAUCGCCGCCAAAACGAGAAACCUGACCAACCAGUUCUCGUCCCCGGACGUCAUCGAGAGACUUCAAUACUCCUUGUUCCCCGACAUGCUCUCGCUCAACGAAUCAAGCACGGAGGCUUUGGUAGAAUUCUGGGCGCUGAAUCACCUCUUCAUCCUGCAGGCCACCAACCUCGCGUACUUUCUCUUCACGGGCUACAAGGACCUUGUACCUACUGGCAUGGGCGCAGCUGUGGGCCAACGCUUUGUCGAGCCUCUGAUAGCGAUGGCGGAGAAGCUGUUGAAGACAGAGGGCGCGGGUGGCGAGGAUACGAUGCAGCUGAGUAUAUUGGUGGAUCGGCUGCGUAGUUUAGGGCUGCAAUAG